Molecule: messenger RNA, 2456 nt
Organism: Cyprinus carpio (common carp)
Lineage: Eukaryota; Metazoa; Chordata; Actinopteri; Cypriniformes; Cyprinidae
Product: pentraxin-related protein PTX3
Biological process (GO): innate immune response
Molecular function (GO): complement component C1q complex binding
Source: RefSeq, a predicted model, not a curated record
GAGUACAUCACAUAUGCUGCCCACCUCCAACAAAGCAUUACUCACACUGUGACAGCCCUGCUCUGAGUGCUGUGUUUAAAAAGAGCUCACUUAGCCUUAUGUACGCUCAGGAACAACCACAAGGCAUCUUAGUGGCUGUGGAACAUCUGAUUUACUUCAAAAUAAUCUGAUUACAUGCAGGGGCAGACUAACAUACACACCAGCAUUAACAUCAGAAUGUAUGGGCCCGGGGCCAUGCUGGCCCUCUGCCUGCCCUGCUUUUUGAGUGGGAAUGUGUUUGGUUAUGAAUAUGGAGAGGAUUACUCUGAUUCCUACUAUAAUGAAAUCUCCAACGGUGAACGCCUGCAAACAGGAGCUACACAAAUUCCAUGUCCGCCUCAAGACCUCUCACGCUGGGACAAACUUUUCAUCAUGCUGGAGGACUAUCAAAUGAAGCAAGACAUGCUCUUGCAGCAGAAUGAAGACAUGGUUAAGGCGGAGAUGGACUCCAUACGGAGGGAGCUCCAUAAGCAUAACAACAACAACGUGUGUGUCCAGGCCUCAGAAAACACCUGUAAAUGUAUAAGUGAACAUAUGAACCGCAAUCUGAACCAAGCCAUGGACCAGCUCAGAGAGGCUGCGGAUAUGUAUCAAGCCCACAACAAUGAGACACUGCAGCAGCUCAUUCAGUACAGCAGGAACCAGGCCACUCAUCUCACCAUGGCCAUGAAGUCUUUCUCCACUUAUCCAAAGGAACAAGAAGCAAGCAAUGCAGAUGGCGGUAAGCUGGAGAGAGCCUUAAUGGCCACCGUUGCGGAUCUCCAAAGGGUACAUGCCCAGCUAGCCCUUUUCCAACGAGCAACGGCACACCGAUUCCUGCCCUCAGGCUGUGAAAUGGCUUUAUUAUUCCCAAUGCGCUCCAAGCACAUCUUCGUCGAGGUAACACCCUCCAUGUCCAUGUCCCUACAAUCAUUCACCAUCUGUCUGUGGGCCAAAGUGACUCAGUCACUGAAUAAAACAGUCCUUUUCUCUUACGGAACCAAGAAAAACCCUCAAGAGCUCCAGCUUCUUUUGGCAAGAAACUCUUUGCUCCUCACAGUGGGUGGUGAGACCCAUCUAGUGGAAGCUCACAGCGUAGUAACAGAUGGGCAGUGGGGACACUUCUGUGCAGCUUGGAGCUCAGAGCAGGGGUUGGCCACUUUGUGGGUGAAUGGAGAGAACGCUGCCAAAGUGCCUGGAGUAGCCGAAGGGCACGUACUGCCCGGUAAUGGGUUCAUUCUUCUCGGGCAAGAACGCAGCCGGUCGGGUAUCUACAGAGAUAUGGAUUCAUCGGUUGCCUUCACUGGAAAAAUGACAGGGGUGAAUAUGUGGAACCACAUGCUGGAUGCAGGGAGGAUUAAAGAGUACGCCGAUCAAGACGGAUACUGUGAUAGCCGUGGGAAUGUGAUUGGAUGGGGUGUUUCAGAGAUCAUUCCACAUGGUGGCGCUCAAUAUAUCAACUGAGACUGCACCAACACACAUCACCAUACAAUCUUGUACAUUAAGUAAUAUUACACUGUAUACCAUUAAUGAUUUUUUAUUUACCUUCUUUUUCAUUUCAAAUAAAAAACACUGCUUAAAAGGAUUUGUUCUCCCAAAACUGAAAAUUUGCUGUGUGUUUAUUCACCAUGAGGCCAUCCAAGAUAUACAGUAGGUGACUGUCUUUCUUAAGUAGAACAGUAAAGAAGAUUUUUAGCUAAACCCAUGAUCCCUGGUGAUACAAACAAUGCAAGUCAAGGGUACAGUCACUUUGAGAGAAAAAUAGCAGAUAUAUAAAAACACAAAAUGAAUCACUGUGGCUCCUGGCGAUAUAUUAAGGUCAAAUGAAGUAAAACAACUGGUCUGUGUGAAACUGAAUGUUCCAAAUGUUCUGAAACUGAACAUUAUUUACAACGUCAUUACCUAUAAUCCAUGCAUUUUUUGUGUACUUACACAGAACAAUCAUUUCACUUCAUACAACCUCAAUAUAUCAUCAGGAGACACAAUUUGAAGAAUUCAUUUUGUAUUUCUGUAACUGCUUUCUUUACUCUUAAAGUGCCGGUACCCAUUGGCCUAUAUUUUAUGAAUCACCAAGCACCACGGUUUCAGCUAAAAUCUUCUUGAAUGGUCUGAGGGUGCUUAAUUUUUGGGUGAACUACUCCUUUAAAGGGAUAAUCUACACAAAAAUUACAUUUCUGUCAUCAUUAACUCACCCUUGUGUCAUGUAUGAUUUUUCCCCACUGUGGAACACAAAAGAAGAUAUUUGAUAAGUUUCUCAGUGAGUUUGUACAUACAAUGAAAUCUAAUGGGGUGCAAUGGAAUUUUAUUAUAUAGACAAAACAGCUGAAACAUUCUUCAAAAAAUCUUUUGUGUUCCAAAGAAGAAAUAAAAUCAAGCGUGUUUGGAACAACACAAGGGUGAUUAAAUGAUGACAGAUAUUUCAUUUUCAUCUCAAAACA